UUAACCGAAAAACUAUGGUCACUCUACAUAAAGUAGUUGUUGCAGUGCUUGAUCGGCUAUCGACCGACCGCCACAUUCAGCUAGUGUUAAUUUUUUACAAGCGCUGGUCACUCUACUCUACGUACGCUAAGCUUGAUCGACUAUCGACCGACCGCCACAUUAAAACAGCUGUGAUCAUUUUGUAAACAAAGCAAUUAAGUUGCAGCGCAAUCUUGAUUUAUUAUUGUAAAUAUUAAAGUGAACAAUAUAAAUAGUUAUUAUUCUAGCUGCCAGUCUACAAAUUGCACAAGCAUAAUUUGUUUUGGGAUUAUCUUAUCGCAGUCUCAGCACAACAAUAACAAAGCGUCAAGCGGCAGCCAAGAGGAAAACAACAAUAACAAUAACAAUUGCAACUGCAACACGAAGCAAACCACAAAAGCACAACCGCAACAAAACCACAAUCGGCAGAAAUCAUCAACACUGGCGCGCCACUUUUGAGACUUUUAAGACUCUCCUCGGGGGUCAGACGUGGCUGCGAAUGCGGAUGCGAACUCGUCCAUGUCACUUGCAUUUUGACAGCGCCAACGAACCGCAAACACCCGCGCAAAAGUCAUGACAGCACCCGGAGCAUCUACAGUGGCAGCUGCAGCUAUGCGCCCACCUCCACCUCCCCCCUCACUCAACACGCUGCUGCAGCUGCCCGCUCAGAUGGAGCUUAGCCAAAUUGAGUUGAUCUAUCGGGCGGAGGGUAAUGCAAAUUUGGUGCUGGCGUUGCCGCAAUUUAAAAAAGUUUUACGUUUGCCAAAAAUGAUAUCCAACAACAGUCAGUCUCAGCUCCAGUCUGAGUCCCAGUUCCAGUCCCAGGACAGUUGCCAGCCGAACAACCCAACAAGGCCGGAAAAACAGCCCAACGUUUCCGACCCAACUAAAGCUGGCGUCUUGACAAUGCCGGAUUUUAUGGCUUAUAUCGAGAUAAUGCGCCGUCUAUUAGGAAAUGAGUUUGUCUGCGAACCGGAUAUUGUUGCCAUACCCAAGGAAAGCGAUAGAUUCUGGAUAAGCGAGCAUAUACGCAACCAAAGGCCGAUUGGGCGUCUGGAUAAGGAAUUUGUGGGGCCAUUCGGUCUGAUGCUGCCAGAUGUGACCCAAUUGCCUGCCACAUUCGAUGUUUUACUUGCCAAUUUACAGGCAAAGGACAUGAACACGGACAUGAAUGCCGACAUCUGCAGCGACUCCGAGUUCGACUCCCAGGCCAGUUCCAGCUCCAGCUCCAGUUGCAGGACAGAGAUGGGAACAAAGGGGAAUGUGGGUGGUAUAACCUGUCUGGGCGAUACAUAUGCCAUUGAAAUAAAACCGAAACAGGGCUGGUUGCAGUUGGCAAGUGAUGUCAGCGAUUUAUUUGAUUUAAUGCCAGCGGGCGCAGCAGAGACAAUGGACAUGGAUGCGAGCUGCAAUCCGAGCAGGCGAGGACAGAGACAGGGACAGGAAGAGGGACAAGCACAACAAGGGUUAACGUUAACCCCAGACAAGUGCAGGUGUCGCUAUUGCAGCAUGCAGCUGUUAAAGCUGCACACGGGCAAAAUCAAACAAUUGAGCGACUAUUGCCCAUUGGAGCUAUUUUCCGGUGCACCCGGUCGUAUGGUCAAUGCCUUGAAUGCACUUUUCGCCUGCCCGCAAAAUAAUUUACGUGUAUUUCAGUGCGGCAAUUUAAUUUAUGGCGAUCACGCGAAUUCGAUUUCCUGUGAUGAGCUGCAUACUCGCAUUUUUCCAGGUGAAAUUAUGGCGCUUAUAAAACAUUUGCUGGUCGCCUGCCUGCUCAGGGAAUAUAACAAAGCGGACCAAAAGGAGCAGGAGCCGAAACGGAAAGAGGAAAAGAGUAGCCAAAUCCACGUGGCAGCCAUGAAGACAAAAGCAACAGCAACUACAGAAAUUGGCGUGGCUAAUGUUGAGGCAGCCUGGAGAGUAGAGAAGGAGAAAGGGGAAAAGAGGGGAGAAGCGAAAGGAGAAAGCGGAAUUUUUGAGUUUGUCAAAGCUGUUGCUGGUCAGCCGCAGCGACGCUCGACAACAGCAGCAGCUGCUGAAAAAGCGACCCAAAGGUACACAAAACGUAGCCGUAUAGCAACAGCAACAACAACAACCGAAACAACAACAACAACCGAAACAACAACAACAACUGUAACAACAACGUGCUGUGAAAGCACAAGCAGCCUGUCAACGAAUGUGGCAACGCCAGCAAUUCGAACGGAAACGGAAACUCGAACACUGACAUCGUUGGCGACACCGUCUCUGUCUCUGUCUCACUCUCACUCCCCAUCUCACUCGCACUCGCCGCAUCCAAAUGCGACUCGAGCACAGAUCAACAAAGCGGAAAUAUUUCACUUACCAAAAAAUUGUGUGCUGCAAAAAAUUUUGCAUUUGCAAUUGUUGGUAAAGCGUCAUUUUCAUUACAUGUGGCAAACGGGGCAGGCUGAACAUGCCACGCCCAGCUAUGCGGCACUGCGAGGGCUGCUUAGUCGCUGUCAACAGAAUCCGGAUUUGUUUUCAGCCUUCGAUUCAGAUUCAGUGGCAGAUAAUGUGGAUCAGCUGACGGCAGAGCAGGCUUACAUGUUGGGCGCCACGGCACUGGAUUGUUCCAUAAUGUUGACAUUUCAGGAAAUACGCUGCCACAGCAAACACAACAGCUUAUUGCAGCCCUGGCUCGUCACAUUGCAAGGACAUCAGUUUCUCACCAAGCUGACUGUUUUAGAUCUCGAUCCCAAGCCGGAUAGUCACUUUCACAAGUUCGUAAAGCAGUUGAGGGAAAUUGAAAAGUGCUGCCGAGCAUUAAAUUAAUUAAUAAAGUCUCUGGAAAAAGCGUCUAAACAACAA
Drosophila innubila is the source of this 2844-nucleotide messenger RNA. It is a transcript of the gene Ipk1, whose product is annotated as inositol-pentakisphosphate 2-kinase. Gene Ontology annotation, molecular function: ATP binding; inositol-1,3,4,5,6-pentakisphosphate 2-kinase activity. Gene Ontology annotation, cellular component: nucleus. NCBI's taxonomy places the organism in Eukaryota, Metazoa, Arthropoda, Insecta, Diptera, Drosophilidae. The record is from RefSeq and is a predicted model, not a curated record. Gene Ontology annotation, biological process: inositol phosphate biosynthetic process. Bases 592 to 2808 code for a protein of 738 amino acids. The transcript has 9 exons.